CCUUCCCCGUGACCCAUCAGUUGCUGCUGCGACUUCAAGAACACCAACAAUAAUUCGCUAACACAGUUUGUUUCAAGAUCCGCCCGCUUUGCCCGCCGCCCGCCGCCCGCCGCCCCUCUCUCUCUCUCGCUCUCUUUCUCUUUCUCUUUCUCUCUCCCUCUCCCGAGUACUCCGUCUGUUUCUUUCUUCGCUUCUACUCCAUUCUUCCCUUCUCUCACAGAACACACCAGAAAGACUGAACCACUGCUUCGCCACACAAGCGUCGCGUUCAUCGCAUUCGAGCCCCGCCUUUUCCCUCCAUUCCUUCCCUGCCGUUCAACCUUAAGCCCUUCCCGCCUCGUCCUUUGCGGUUCCAGCGUUUCAUCUUCAGAACCACACAGCAUCGAUGAUCAUCCUGUGCCGUUGUUAGAGCGCAGGGCAACAGUCUAUUGAUUCUGCCUUGUCCAACCACGUCCCUGAUUCGAUGGCGUACAACAGCUAUUCCAACAAUGGCGGCUCUUAUCCCCAGUACUCCCACACAAACCACCUGAAUGCCAACGAGAACCGCGCAUCGGCUUACACCCCGCCCUAUCCGGCGCAGUACCCAGCGCAGUAUGGACCUGGACCCGAACAACCGAACAUGGCUCAGCCUCAAGUGCCUCCCCGACCCUCUUCCCCAGGCAACUAUUAUACCAAACCGCCAUACGACCCCAAUGCAUGGCCGCAGCCCCAGCAACAGCCGCACACCGGAAGGAUCAAUGAGGCUGUCAACUCUGCCUUCCGCCAGGCCGAUACCCCAGCAUACCUGUCUCCCGAUGUGGUCUCACAGAUUACGGCGACAGUAAUACAACAGCUGAAAGCAACGGGCUUGGACGGUUUGCACAGCGACCAACAGCCCCCGUCAGUGUCAUCGCCGCAAUGGGCUCCUCCUCCUCCUCCACAAACUGCUGCCCCCACCUAUGGAGAGCCGGCAUUUCCCACCACGGUGCCCCAAGCUGCUCCCCCACCACCUCCGCCCAAAGUUGGCCCCGAUCCUGGUGAUUACCCGACGCCUGUGCCACCCACAGGGCGCCCGACUAGUCCCCAUUUAUAUGCGGGCUCAUCUUCCGGUCCUUCGACUGACCGCCGCGCGUCACCGGCGAGUCAGGUUAGUGAACCCAGCCAUAGUGUGGAGUCGUCUCGACCAAAGCCACCAUCGCGGGAUGUCACGGUGACGGAAAUGACCACCUUGGAGAAGAUCUGGGGCAAGCUCUUUGAGAAGGGCAAGCCGACGGAGAGACUGGGGCAGCUCUUGCGUGGUGUCGCGGUUCAUUUGAUCGAAAACUAUCCGCCCGGAAACACCCUGGUCGUUACUCCCGAGAAGCUGCAGAAGUUUUAUGAGGACACCAAAAUCGAAAGCGACCCUUAUCCUUGGCAAGACAUCUUCGAUGACCGCACAUCUUCGAUCUCAAGAUUGUUUCGCGAAGUGGAGGCGGAACAUCAUCUCGUGCAGAACAAGCUGAAUGAGAGACCGGAUAUCCCGGGCUUGACUCCGCGGGGAUUCGAGCGGUGGGCCACUCUGAUGAUCCAAGCCCACCCUGACAAGGAGUAUGAGCGCUUCCACAACGCGGUCCUAAAUAUGCCUAUCAAUAACCCCGACAACCGGCGAGAGCGCUUCCCGAAAGAAAUCCCACGGCGACUGUUUCCAGACUUGCCCAACUUGUCGUUGAGGGAAGAGAUCGAUCAGUUUAUCAUGCGACACUGUGGCGUCGACCUGCCUCCAAUUUCGGAGGAGGAGUUGAAGAAAGUUGCCGAACAACGUCAUAAAAAGGCCGCACACAAAGCUUCAGUGAGCUCGGUAGAAUCGAACCCGUCGCUUAGUGAGCGCGAGCGUCACCCGUACCACACCACGUCGGCGACCACCUCGUCGUCUGCCGUAGUCGAUGACGAGGAGGACAAGGAGGUGCCCUCUCGUCCCAUCGAGCGCCAAAGAAAGCCGUACACAGCACACCCGGGGGGUGGGAAGGUCUACAAUGAAGGCUCUGCCCCGCAUCGUCAUGCGAGUUCAACCACAAGCUCUGGUCCGAGAGACAGCCCGACCCUGUCUGCAACCCGCUUGCCAGAUACAUACAACCAAGAACCUCAUCACUACCGCGCGGGGACGCCCCAGUCACAGCGUCCAGCCACUGCCUUUGGACGGCCGCGAAGCCCGCGGGGGUUCAACGCCGGGACUGACUACCGACACUCGGAAAGCGACCUCUUGGCUCACAGCGGUAACGCGCGGUACCCGGCAACCUCUGAUGGAGAUUAUUACUACUCGUCCAACGCUUCCACUCUUCCGGGAGGAGACGUGCCCACUGAGGAUCGUCGCCGAUACAAGGACCUUGACCCGGAGACCGAGGAUCAGAGGCUUUAUGAAGCGAUCCGCGAGCGAGACAAGGAGAAGAAGCGAAGCAGCUGGGGCGGGGACGAAGAUUACUAUCGCAGUAACCCGAUCAGCGGCACGGGCGGCACGGGCUACGAUUACAAGACGUAUGGCUACCGGUGAAGUCUUCCCUGGGAGAUUUGGUUCUUGGUUCUGUUUUUUGGUUCUGCUUUGGGAGAGAUAUCCAUUGUGCGUACGUUUUGUCGCGUUUCAUGGCUUUUGUGAUUGUAAUAGCGCUGCGUGGUUUUUUAAUGGCUUUUCACGACCUGAUGAUAACGUUUUCAUGACUGACUGUCUUUGGAGGGAAGGGA
Aspergillus homomorphus CBS 101889 is the source of this 2694-nucleotide messenger RNA. RefSeq lists its product as uncharacterized. The coding region runs from base 464 to 2506 and encodes 680 amino acids. The record is from RefSeq and is a predicted model, not a curated record. Lineage: Eukaryota; Fungi; Ascomycota; Eurotiomycetes; Eurotiales; Aspergillaceae. The transcript is spliced from 3 exons.